This is a messenger RNA of Dacryopinax primogenitus, 1284 nucleotides long. Its product is annotated as uracil-DNA glycosylase. The coding region runs from base 127 to 1284 and encodes 385 amino acids. Gene Ontology annotation, molecular function: uracil DNA N-glycosylase activity. The record is from RefSeq and is a predicted model, not a curated record. NCBI's taxonomy places the organism in Eukaryota, Fungi, Basidiomycota, Dacrymycetes, Dacrymycetales, Dacrymycetaceae. Gene Ontology annotation, biological process: base-excision repair; base-excision repair, AP site formation via deaminated base removal. Gene Ontology annotation, cellular component: nucleus; mitochondrion. The transcript has 5 exons.
GAAGACAACUCGCCUCCUACACCUGAGCCGGAAGACGCCUGCACUGAAGAAAAUUCUGCACCAAAGUCAUCCAUCCUCGACGGCGCGAUCUACUUCGAUGACCCGCUGCCCUCUCUAGCGCCAACGAUGCAAGCUUCCAAUGUUGUCAAGACUGUAGCCAAGACGGCUGUGAAGGUCACAGAGACGAAGACUCAUACUCUUACUGCUCCUGCGGCUGUUGUUGCUGGAGAAGGCCUGAAACGACAGAGGAGCUUGAUGGACAUGUUUGGCGGGACGGCGAAGCGUGCUAAAGUGGAUGGUGCUGGUGCUGCUACGGUGGUUCACAAGCGCGUCAUAUCGUCUUCGAAUGGUGUCAAUACGCUCAACUCGAUCCCGUUCUCGUUGAGUGCUUAUAAAGCGAGCUUGUCCCCGGAGGAGAAGAAGUAUCUUUCUCUCGAAUGCGAGACUAUGGGCCUCACUUGGCUUAAGGUGUUGAAAGACGAGAUCCGCAAGCCCUACUUCCUCGGGCUCAAGCACUUCCUUGAAACCGAAGGAGUCAUGAGCCCCGACGUCAAGUCCACCAAGGUCUUCCCCCAAGCAAAGGACAUAUACUCGUGGUCGCGCUAUACACCCCUUGGCAAGGUGCGGGUGGUAAUCAUCGGCCAGGAUCCAUACCACAACGUUGGGCAGGCGCACGGCCUUUGCUUCUCCGUCCCCCCGGGAGUCACUCUACCGGGAUCGCUGAAAAACAUCUACGCGGAAAUCGCCUCUUCAUACCCUUCGUUCGACCCACCAAAACAUGGUUACCUCCUCUCUUGGGCGCGAUCAGGCGUACUCCUCCUCAACACGUCCCUAACAGUGCGCGCUCACAUGGCAGGGUCGCACGCCCUCAAAGGCUGGGAGACAUUCGUAGGCGAGGUGAUCAAGGCUGUCGACCAGUGGGGAGGAGCGAAUAUCGGAAAUGCGGGAGGCAAAGGAAGAGGAGUGGUCUUUAUGGCCUGGGGACAAUGGGCACAGAAGAGAGUUGCUGGACUAGACAAGAAGAAGCACUGUAUCCUGACCUCUGCGCAUCCUUCGCCCCUCUCGGCGCAUCGCGGUUUCCUCGGCAAUGGUCAUUUCCUGAAAGCGAACCAGUGGCUCCAGGAACGGUACGGCUCUGCGGGUCAAGUCGACUGGUGUAACCUCUCUAUUGACGGGGAGCCGGCACAGGGGGAACUUGCUCCCUCUGCAUCACAGGAGGAACCCCUUCCUCCUGCUUCACAGGAAGGGGGAGAAGUGGUUGAAGAGGAUUCUACUAAGGCGUGA